Trametes versicolor FP-101664 SS1 is the source of this 468-nucleotide messenger RNA. RefSeq names its product glyoxalase I. Lineage: Eukaryota; Fungi; Basidiomycota; Agaricomycetes; Polyporales; Polyporaceae. The record is from RefSeq and is a predicted model, not a curated record. Gene Ontology annotation, molecular function: lactoylglutathione lyase activity; metal ion binding. The coding region runs from base 1 to 468 and encodes 155 amino acids. The transcript has 4 exons.
AUGCCGUCCACCCCAGAGACCGCCAGCUUCAAGUUCAAUCACACCAUGCUGCGUGUGAAGGACCCCCAGGCCUCCCUCAAGUUCUACACAGAGGUCCUCGGCAUGGACCUCGUCGCCAAGAACGCGUUCGAGUCCUUCACGCUCUACUUCCUCGCCUUCGACCACGGCUCCGCCACCACGCCCGAGAACCGCUUCGGCCGCGAGGGCAUCCUCGAGCUCACCCACAACCACGGCACCGAGUCCGACCCCGCCUUCGCGGGCUACGCCUCCGGCAACGCCGACCCCGGCCGCGGCUUCGGCCACAUCGCCAUCACCGUCGACGACGUCGAGGCCGCCUGUGCGCGUUUCGAGCAGCUCGGCGUCCGCUUCCAGAAGCGCCUCACCGACGGCAAGAUGAAGCACAUCGCCUUCAUCCUCGACCCCGAUGGGUAUUGGAUCGAGGUCCUCCCCAACACCUUCAAGCCGUGA